Mollisia scopiformis is the source of this 7467-nucleotide messenger RNA. Its product is annotated as putative 1,3-beta-glucan synthase component FKS1. The coding region runs from base 1 to 7467 and encodes 2488 amino acids. The transcript has 8 exons. Gene Ontology annotation, molecular function: 1,3-beta-D-glucan synthase activity; pyridoxal phosphate binding. Gene Ontology annotation, biological process: fungal-type cell wall polysaccharide biosynthetic process; (1->3)-beta-D-glucan biosynthetic process. Gene Ontology annotation, cellular component: plasma membrane; 1,3-beta-D-glucan synthase complex. Lineage: Eukaryota; Fungi; Ascomycota; Leotiomycetes; Helotiales; Mollisiaceae. The record is from RefSeq and is a predicted model, not a curated record.
AUGUCGGGACACCCACAGCAGGGUCAUUACGAUGAAGGCUACGGCCAACAUCAACAAGGAAAUACGGAUUCCUAUUACCAAGAUGAGCAAGGCCAAGGCUACUAUGAUCAACACGGAGCAGGCUACGCUGAGCCGGGCCACCACCAAGGAGCGGAUGGAUAUUACGACGAAUCCGGAUACUAUAAUGCGGACGCCAACAAUCCAUACCAACAUGAAGGAGGCUACUACGAGGGCCAGGAGCACGGCGGUCAAUACCAAGACGAGUACUACAAUGAUCAGUACUACGAGCAGGGAGCGCCCGCUGCUGGUCAGCAACCGCAAGGCCAAAACUACCCCAAGCAGCGCCGCGGCGAUUCUGAGGAGGAUUCAGAGACGUUUAGCGAUUUUACCAUGAGAUCAGACAUGGCCAGAGCUGCCGACAUGGAUUACUACGGUCGAGGCGAUGAGCGAUACAACAGCUACAACGAGAGCCAGAUGGGUGGACGAGGAUACCGUCCUCCGUCGUCUCAAAUCUCAUACGGCGGAAAUCGAUCGUCUGGAGCCUCCACGCCAAACUAUGGAAUGGACUACAACAACGUUCUGCCUGCCGGACAACGCUCCCGUGAGCCAUACCCAGCCUGGACAUCUGAUGCUCAGAUCCCUCUUUCCAAGGAGGAAGUUGAGGACAUUUUCUUGGAUCUGACAGCCAAGUUUGGUUUCCAGCGUGACAGCAUGCGAAACAUGUACGACCAUAUGAUGACUCUCCUUGACUCUCGAGCUUCUCGUAUGACACCAAACCAAGCACUUCUGUCUUUGCACGCAGAUUACAUUGGAGGUGACAACGCCAAUUACCGAAAGUGGUAUUUUGCUGCUCACUUGGAUCUGGAUGAUGCUGUUGGAUUUGCCAACAUGAAAUUGGGCAAAGGCAAUCGACGAACCCGCAAGGCUCGCAGAGCUGCCAAGAAGAAGGCUCAGAUGGAUCCUCAAAAUGAGCAACAAACUCUGGAGCAAUUGGAGGGCGACAACAGUCUUGAGGCUGCCGAAUACAGAUGGAAGACUCGGAUGAACCGCAUGUCUCAACAUGACCGUGUCCGUCAAAUCGCUCUCUACCUUCUCUGCUGGGGUGAAGCCAAUCAAGUUCGUUUCAUGCCCGAGUGUCUCUGCUUCAUUUUCAAGUGUGCAGACGAUUACCUCAACUCCCCAGCUUGCCAAAACCUGGUAGAGCCAGUUGAUGAGUUCACCUACCUCAACAACGUCAUCACUCCUCUGUAUCAAUACUGCAGAGACCAAGGUUACGAGAUUCAGGACGGCAAGUACGUUCGUCGUGAGCGUGACCACAACAAGAUCAUUGGUUACGAUGAUUGCAACCAGCUGUUCUGGUACCCUGAAGGUAUCGAGUUGAUCGUCAUGGACGACAAGACUCGACUUGUUGAUUUCCCACCGCCCGAGCGUUUCCUCAAGCUCAAGGAUGUUAACUGGAAUAAGGUUUUCUUCAAGACAUACAAGGAGACUAGAUCUUGGUUCCACAUGCUGGUCAACUUCAACCGCAUUUGGGUCAUCCACAUCACCGCCUUCUGGUUCUAUACCGCGAAGAACUCCCCAACUCUUUUGGUCAAGAAUUACGAGCAACAAGUUAAUAACCAACCUCCUGCAUCUGCACAAUGGUCAGCUGUUGCACUUGGUGGUGCUGUUGCCUGUCUUAUUAUGAUUGGUGCCACCAUCGCAGAGUGGACUUACGUUCCUCGACGAUGGGCCGGAGCUCAACAUCUGACAAGACGACUUUUCUUCCUCAUCGGUAUGCUGGUUCUCAACGCAGGCCCCAGUGUCUAUAUUUUCUUCGUUAAAGACACACAAGAAACCAAACUUGCGUUGAUCCUCGGCAUCGUACAAUUCUUCAUUGCCUUGUUCUCGUUCUUCUUCUUCGCUGUCAUGCCUCUGGGUGGACUGUUUGGAAGCUACUUGACAAAGAACUCGAGACAAUAUGUUGCCAGUCAAACUUUCACGGCCAGCUACCCAAGACUUACCGGGAAUGACAUGUGGAUGUCAUACGGUCUGUGGGUGUGUGUAUUCGCGGCCAAGCUUGUCGAAUCAUACUUCUUCUUGACCCUGUCUUUCAGAGAUCCCAUCAGAUAUCUAGCGUCGAUGAAGAUUGAGCACUGCAUCGGUGACAAAAUUAUCGGAACAACGCUUUGCUUCCAGCAACCGAAGAUUCUCUUGGGUUUGAUGUUCGUCACCGAUCUGUGCCUCUUCUUCUUGGACACGUUCUUGUGGUACAUUAUCAUGAACACUAUCUACUCCGUGGCACGCUCUUUCUACCUCGGUGUUUCGAUCUGGACUCCAUGGAGAAACAUUUUCUCUCGCCUUCCCAAGCGUAUCUACUCAAAGGUGCUUGCGACUACUGACAUGGAGAUCAAGUACAAGCCAAAGGUCUUGAUCUCUCAAAUCUGGAACGCCAUUGUUAUCUCCAUGUACCGUGAGCAUCUUCUUGCUAUCGACCAUGUGCAGAAGUUGCUCUACCACCAAGUACCCUCUGAACAAGAAGGAAAGAGAACCUUGAGAGCCCCAACGUUCUUUGUCUCGCAAGAAGAUCACUCUUUUAAGACCGAAUUCUUUCCCAGCCAAAGCGAGGCUGAGCGUCGUAUUUCGUUCUUCGCACAGUCUCUUUCUACGCCAAUUCCUGAGCCUCUCCCUGUUGACAACAUGCCGACUUUCACUGUCCUGAUUCCCCACUACAGCGAAAAGAUUCUUCUUUCCUUGCGUGAGAUUAUUCGAGAGGACGAACCAUACUCUCGUGUUACUCUCUUGGAGUACCUCAAGCAGCUUCAUCCGCAUGAAUGGGAUUGCUUCGUCAAGGAUACUAAGAUUCUGGCUGAUGAGACCUCUCAAUUCAACGGCGACUAUGAGAAGAGCGAGAAGGACACAGCCAAGAGCAAGAUUGAUGAUCUUCCCUUUUACUGCAUUGGUUUCAAGUCUGCGGCCCCUGAGUACACUCUCAGAACUCGUAUCUGGGCAUCUCUGCGUUCGCAAACCCUCUACCGUACCAUCUCUGGCUUCAUGAAUUACAGCCGUGCCAUCAAGCUCCUUUAUCGCGUAGAAAACCCAGAAGUCGUUCAAAUGUUCGGCGGCAACUCUGACAAACUUGAACGUGAAUUGGAACGCAUGGCUCGCCGCAAGUUCAAGCUGGUUGUUUCCAUGCAACGAUAUGCCAAGUUCAAGAAAGAGGAAAUGGAAAACACCGAGUUCCUCCUCCGUGCUUAUCCCGAUCUUCAAAUCGCAUACCUUGACGAGGAAGCACCAUUGGUUGAAGGCGAGGAGCCCCGUCUCUAUUCUGCUCUCAUUGAUGGCCACUCGGAAAUUAUGGAGAACGGCAUGCGUCGACCAAAGUUCCGUAUUCAACUCUCUGGCAACCCAAUUCUUGGUGACGGAAAGUCUGACAAUCAAAACCAUGCCAUCAUCUUCUACCGUGGUGAAUACAUCCAACUUAUCGAUGCCAACCAGGACAAUUAUCUCGAAGAAUGUCUCAAGAUUCGAAGCGUUCUUGCUGAAUUCGAUGAGAUGACCACUGACAACGUUUCGCCUUAUACUCCUGGUGUCGACAACCCCAAAACCGAUCCUGUUGCCAUUCUCGGUGCUCGUGAAUACAUUUUCUCCGAGAACAUUGGUAUCCUUGGAGAUGUUGCCGCUGGAAAGGAACAGACAUUCGGUACCCUCUUCGCCCGUACUCUUGCAUCCAUUGGUGGUAAACUCCAUUACGGACAUCCUGAUUUCCUCAAUGGUAUCUUUAUGACCACACGUGGAGGUGUAUCGAAGGCUCAGAAGGGUCUGCAUCUUAACGAAGAUAUCUACGCCGGUAUGACUGCACUCCUCCGUGGUGGUCGCAUCAAGCAUUGCGAGUACUAUCAGUGCGGCAAGGGUCGUGAUUUGGGUUUUGGCUCUAUUCUCAAUUUCACCACCAAGAUUGGAACUGGUAUGGGUGAGCAAAUGCUCUCUCGUGAAUACUACUACCUAGGAACUCAAUUGCCGUUGGAUCGUUUCUUAUCCUUCUACUACGCUCAUCCAGGUUUCCAUUUGAACAACAUGUUCAUCAUGGUGUCUGUGCAGAUGUUCAUGAUCUGUCUCAUCAACUUGGGAGCCCUUCGAAACCAAACGAUCUUGUGCGACUACAAUGUCAACGUUCCUAUCACCGAUCCUCUCUUCCCCACUGGCUGCGCAAACAUCACACCUGUUCUGAGCUGGGUCUACCGUUGCAUCAUCUCCAUUUUCAUCGUGUUCUUUAUUUCCUUCGUGCCUUUGGUCAUUCAGGAAUUGACAGAGCGUGGGUUCUGGCGUGCUGCUACUCGUCUCGGCAAGCAAUUCUGCUCGUUGUCUCCCUUCUUCGAGGUCUUCGUCUGCCAGAUCUACGCAAACGCUGUUCAACAGGAUUUGUCGUUCGGUGGUGCAAGAUAUAUCGGUACUGGACGUGGUUUUGCCACUGCCCGCAUUCCAUUCGGUGUUCUCUACUCUCGAUUCGCCGGUCCAUCCAUCUAUCUUGGUGCCCGCUCAUUGAUGAUGCUUCUCUUCGCUACGCUCACUGUCUGGCAACCAGCUUUGAUCUACUUCUGGGUCACUCUUCUUGCUAUGUGCGCUUCUCCAUUCAUCUACAACCCACAUCAAUUUGCAUGGAACGACUUCUUCAUCGACUACCGUGACUUCCUUAGGUGGUUGUCCAGAGGUAACUCACGCUCGCAUUCCUCGUCUUGGAUCGCUUUCUGUCGCUUGUCUCGAACUAGAAUUACUGGUUACAAGCGCAAGGCUCUCGGAGAUCCGUCUUCCAAGAUGUCUGGAGAUGUUCCUCGAGCAGCUUUCACCAACUUGUUCUUUGGAGAGAUCAUCGGUCCCCUUCUGGUAGUCGCUGUCACCUUGAUUCCCUACCUCUUCAUCAACUCCCAGGUCGGUGUCGUCCAGGACAACAACGGAGACAAGGAGCUCUAUGCGACCAACGCCCUUAUCCGUGUUGCUAUCGUGGCAUUUGCCCCCAUUGGUAUCAACGCAGGCGUUCUUGCAGCUAUGUUCGGAAUGGCUUGUUGUAUGGGCCCGCUUCUGAGUAUGUGCUGCAAGAAAUUCGGCUCUGUUCUUGCAGCUAUUGCCCACGGUAUUGCUGUUGUCAUGCUCCUGGUCCUGUUCGAAGUCAUGUUCUUCUUGGAGGGCUUCGUGUUCGCUAAAGCUCUUUUGGGAAUGAUCGCUGCCACUGCCAUUCAACGAUUCAUCUACAAACUCAUCAUUGCUCUCGCAUUGACCAGAGAAUUCAAGAGCGAUACUUCCAACAUUGCCUUCUGGACUGGUAAAUGGUACUCAAUGGGAUGGCACACAAUGUCUCAACCAGCAAGAGAAUUCCUUUGCAAGAUUACAGAGCUUGGCAUGUUCGCUGGCGACUUUGUUCUUGGCCAUGUCCUUCUCUUCAUCAUGCUUCCUGUCAUUGCCAUCCCUCAUGUCGAUAAAGCACAUUCCGUCAUGCUGUUCUGGCUUCGUCCCAGUCGACAAAUUCGUCCCCCAAUUUAUUCCAUGAAGCAAUCCAAGCUCCGAAAGAGACGUGUCUUCCGAUAUGCCGCGCUCUACUUCCUCAUGUUUGUUGUUGCUCUUGCUCUUCUGGUCGGUCCUAUUGUCGCAGGUUCUCAGAUUCUCUCUGGAGCCAGCAGUCUCACUGACAAGCCUUCCGGAACGUUCUACCUGUUCCAACCUACUGGUUUGAACAACAACGACACUCUUGGGAGGAACCAGACUGGUACUGGCGCUCUCAGCACUGGUGCCGCCUCAACGGCCAGUGCGACCGCCAAGAUUAGACUAAAGUUAAAACAUACAAACCCGCAUCAUCCAGACGAACUUCAAACUCCCUCCUUUCCGCGCACCCCUAUUAUGUCGUUCUUCAACACCUCAAUCGAGAACAUGGAGUUCCAAGAAGCGCAAAAGUUCGUCGUGCGAUCCGUCAACGAGAUCACGAGCACGUUCCAAAAGGUUCCCGGCUCGGCCAUGCUCAUCCGCUACAUUCGCUCGAGCUACCAGGACGAUCCGGUGCGCAGCGCCAUCGAGCUCGUGCUGGUUAUUUUCUUUAUCCGGUAUCUGUUAAGUCCGAGUUAUUCGACGAAGAAUGGAAAUUUUGUUAAGUUGACCGAGGAGGAGAUUGAUGAUUUGGUGGAUGAGUGGCAGCCGGAGCCUUUGGUUGCGCCCGAGACGGCGUUCGAGGAGGCUCAGCAUGAGAAGUUGCCUGUCAUUGUUGGACCGACUGGACCGCGAGUCAAGCUCUCGAACGGCAGAACCGUUACCAACCUCGCGUCCUACAAUUUCUAUAACUUCGUCGGCAACGACCAGGUCAAGGAAAAGGCGAUCCAGACUCUGCGGACUUAUGGCGUGGGACCGUGUGGUCCUCCUCAAUUUUAUGGUACCCAGGAUGUUCACAUGAAGACUGAGGCGGAUAUUGCGUCUUGUCUGGGCACGGAAGGGUGUAUUGUCUAUGCCCAAGCGUUUUCGACGAUUUCUAGCGUUAUUCCGGCUUUUUGCAAGAGAGGUGAUAUCAUUGUCGCUGAUCGUGCGGUCAAUUAUGCUAUAAGGAAGGGGUUACAGAUCUGCAGAAGUACGAUUCGUUACUAUGAGCAUAACAAUAUGGAGGAUUUGGAGAGGGUUUUGCAGAAGGUUGUUAAGGACCAAGCCAAGAAGCCAUUGACAAGGAGAUUCAUUGUUACGGAGGGAUUGUUUGAAACGGUUGGGGACUGUGUUGAUCUGCCCAAGCUGGUCGAACUCAAGCUCCGCUACAAAUUCCGCCUCAUGCUCGACGAAACAUGGUCCUUCGGCGUCCUCGGCAGGACAGGUCGCGGUCUCACAGAAGCCCAGAACGUAGACGCCUCUCAAGUCGAUAUGCUCGUCGGUUCUCUCGCUGGCCCUCUGUGCGCUGGUGGUGGUUUCUGUGCCGGUUCUACAGAUGUAGUCGAGCAUCAACGUAUCUCUGCUGCUUCGUAUACCUUCUCUGCCGCUUUACCUGCUAUGCUUGCUACGACUGCUAGCGAGACGCUUAACAUGCUUCAGACUACGCCUGAGAUUUUGGUUCAGUGCAGAGAGAACAUCAAGGCGAUGCGAGCUCAGCUUGAUCCUAGGAGUGAUUGGGUGCAUUGCACCAGCUCGCUAGAGAACCCAAUCAUGCUUCUCGUUCUCAAGAAAGAUGUUGUGAACUCGAGACGUCUUAGUCUAGCAGAGCAGGAAGUUGUAUUGCAAGAAUGCGUAGACGAGACACUAGCAAACGGCGUCCUCAUCACACGCCUAAAAUCCAUGCCCGUAGCAUCCGGCAGCAACGGCAAAGACGACAAUGAGUGGAAACUGCAGCCGGCGCUGAAAGUAUGCAUCACGACAGGGCUCUCGAAGAAGGAGAUUGAGAAGGCGGGUGUUAUUAUUAGACAUGCCAUUACGAAGGUUUUGACCAGGAAGACGAGCCAGAAGUUGGCGUUGCCGGUGGUUUCGUAG